AUGAGAGACGCAGGAUCGAAGCCGGACAGGCACGAAAAAGUGGAAAGUGAUUUUGGAUCUGUGCUUGCCGUUCCAGGAGUUGACUUGGAGGAGGAUGAAGAUGCUAUGUUCAGCGAAGUGGCCAAGCUGUGGGCCGGACACACGUCUGGACAUGCACCCGUGCUCGGAUCGAGUCGACCUUCGACCAGUUUCCCGGCCUCGUCCGGUCAUCCCGCCGGUAUCGCAGGCGAUCCAGUCGCAGGAUGGUCGCACGGGUUUGGCCCGCACGGACGUGGGUCGCACGGUCGUGGAUCGCACGGUCGUGGGUCGCACGGCCGUGGGUCGCACGGGCACCAUCAGAGGGGACACGGGCGGCAGAUGUUCGACGCGCUUGGGGAGAUGGCAGGGAUCGGCGCGGGGAGCGGGUCCCCUGUGAAGCCUCGUGGGUGGACUAAGACUUCUCACCCCCUUGAUAAUGAUUCUGCGCAUGCGGAUGCUGAUGCGGAUGCUGCUGCUGCUGCUGCUGCUGCUGACAGUAAGGUUGAUGCUGGUGGCGAUCCUGCUGGCCGGCACCACCAUAAAAGCAAGGCGCACGAAGGCGGGAAGUCCGGAGUUCCCUUUGCUGCUGCUGCUUUGCGUUCGGGCGGCGCUGGUAGCAUGGCUGAUGCUGCUGUAGCUGCUACUGCGGGCGGCACUGCUGCUGGCGGUAGUGGCAGCGUUGCUAGUGCUGCUGAUGCGGCCGCGGAUGGUUCAGAAGGCGGGGUUGGGGUUGUAGGCAAGGAGGGGGAAGGGUUCAGGGAGAGGCGGGGGGAGGGGGAAGAGGCGGAGAGAGCAGGGGCGGAGAGGGCUGGAAGAGGGGGGAAAAGGGCGGAGCGGAUGGGGGAUGCGCGCGGUGAUGGGGAGAAGGGGCAGCUGUCGGCGCUGCUGGCGAGCGGAGGGCUUUGGGGAGCGGAGGAGGAGGAGGACGACGAAGAGGAGGUGGGAGCGGGGGAGGGGGGGAGUGAAGGAGCGAGAGCAAGGCGAAGAGCAGGCGUUGGAGCGACGGCAGGUGAUGGUGGGGAGGGGAGUGGAGGAAUGGGAGAGGGUGGGGAUGGGGAAGGGGGAGGGCAGGACGGGGGGGAAGGAUGGGCGGGGAAGAGGAGAAGACACGAGUGGGAGCAGGACGAAACGAAUGGCGGACGACACGAGGGGGGAUAUCGUGGGCGAGGGGGUAGGGGCGGCGGCAGGGGCGGGCGGGACGACUGGCGCGGGAGGGGAAGAGGCGGAGGGGGAGGCGGAGGCGGAGGAGGGGGGCAUAGGCGGCGCAUGGAAGCGGGUCCCUCGCGUGUGUCCGUGCCCUGCAAGUUCUACCUGGGUGGGCGCUGCAGCAAGGGCGCGUCCUGCCCCUUCCCCCACACAGGCGUUCCGCGGACCAAGAACGAGCCGUGCAAGUUCCAUGUAACGAAUUCGUGCCUUAAGGGGGAUGACUGCCCCUUUUCUCACGACUUGGCGCGCUUCCCCUGCAAGUAUUUCCACGUGGGCACGGGGUGCUUGGACGGGGAGAGAUGCAGGUUUUCCCAUGGGAAUGCGGAGGAGAGGGAGUUGGUCCGGUUGAGAGAGAUUUGGCAGAGGGACAGGCCGUGGGGAGCAGCGGGGGACAGGCAGGGGUUCAGAGAGGUGGAGAGGGGGAAAGAGGGGGUUAGGGAUGGGGUUGGGGGAGGGGGGGGGAGAAGGAUGGCUGGUGCUGGUGGCAGUGUGGGAGGUGGCGGCGUUAGUGGUGCCAGUGGUGCUGGUGCUGUUGGUGGUGCUGCUGUUGGUGGUGGUGCUGCUGCUGCUCCUGUCGGUGGUGGGGGAGGGAGGGGAACGUGGGUGGUUAAGGUUGAGGGCAGUUCGGACAGGGGGGAGAGGACGGGCGGGAUGGGCUCAGAUGGGCGGAAGGCGGGGGGCAUGGGGGGAGAUGCGCGGAAGGAUGGGGACUUGGGCCAAGAUGGGCGGAAGGAAGGGGGCAUGAGUGGAGGCGGGUGGAAAGAAGGCGAGAAGAGCGCGGGUCAGUGGGGUGGCGAGGGGAGAGGGAAGGAGGGCGGAUUGGGUGCUGUGUUGGGCAGCAGGGCGAGUGAGGAGGAGCAGGAGGAGGACGAUGAGGAGGAAGGCAGUGCCCCGGAUCCCUACGGUGCUGCUGGGUCAGGGCCAGGCGCCCACCUGUAUGGGGCUCAUGGGGGCGACACACACCCAUACCGGGCUCAUGGGGGCGACACACACCCAUAUGGGGCUCAUGGGGGCGACACACACCCAUACCGGGCUCAUGGGGGCGACACACACCCAUAUGGGGCUCAUGGGGGCGACACACACCCAUACCGGGCUCAUGGGGGCGACACACACCCAUAUGGGGCUCAUGGGGGCGACACACACCCAUACCGGGCUCAUGUGGGCAGCACAGACCCAUAUGGGGCAAGCGGGGGUGAUGCAGACCCGUAUGGUGCUGGUGGGGGAGGGCCAGGGCCAGGCACAGCAUCAGUGCAUGACUUUCUGGCACGGGCAGCAGAGUUUUUUGCCGAUGGGGGAACAGGCGGAGAGGGGGAUACACCGAUGUAUGGCAGUAUGGAGUAUAUAGGAGAGGCAGGUGGGGGGGGUGGGCCACGAUAUGCGCCUGACUAUGCAGCAGAUGGGGAGAGAGCUUCGUAUGCACCUGAUUAUGCUGGAGAUGGGGAGAGAGCAGGAGAUGGGGCGAGGGUUACAUAUGCGCCUGAUUACGCUGGAGAUGGGGAGAGAGCAGGAGAUGGUGCGAGGGUCCCAUAUGCGCCUGAUUAUGCUGGAGGGGCGAGUGUACCCAGAUACAGCAGCACAGGGUAUGUGGGUGAAGCAGGGGGAGAUAAGGCAGGGCACAAUUCUUACACGUGGGAACAUGGGAACGAAGGGGAGGGAGACGAAGAGGAGGAGGAAGGGGAGCAGCAGGGGCGCACUGUGGGGAUGGUUGAAGUGGGGCUGGCUUCACAGGGAGUGGAUACACAGGUUGAUCGUUCGGUUGGGGAGCUUGAGAAGCGGCCAACAGGAAUGAUAGAGCCGUUGGCUUAUAGGAAGAAUGGAGCUGUCAGUAGCGAGGAUGUUGAUUCUGAGAGGACGGGUCGAGUGAGAGCGAAUGUUGCUUCGCUUUUGAGCCAAGUGCUAGAUAGUUAG
Closterium sp. Naga37s-1 is the source of this 3132-nucleotide messenger RNA. The record is from the annotation of a GenBank genome assembly. NCBI's taxonomy places the organism in Eukaryota, Viridiplantae, Streptophyta, Zygnematophyceae, Desmidiales, Closteriaceae.